CAUAAUGUCAAUUUCUGUUGCGUUCUUCUGUUGCUUUUUGACAACGUCCUACGCUCUACCAACAACAGACGAUCUGCUCACAAUCGAAGAUCCUACGUUAUUUGACAGCGAGACUCAUUCGCAUUCAACUCGAACAGGUUGCUGGGUCGAGAACACUCAGUACAGAGUCGGAGACAAAUGGCAUCCGACACUGCAACCGUUUGGCGUCUUCUACUGCAUCAACUGCACUUGCAAAGAGACACCUCAUAAUGCCACUGCUGUGUUGUCGUGUGAGAAUGUGGAGGAUGAUUGCCCUCAACUCGACUGUCGGUAUCAGUACAAACCUAAACAGCAAUGCUGUCAACAAUGUUUGGACGUCGACGAUGAUUCGGAGGUUCCUACAGGAUCGAACGUGAUUGUUGUCGAUCCUGCUAAUCCGCACCUUUUCAGAGGAGAGUAUCUGUCUUUGUUGACUGGAUCUCAAGGUCAUCCUCCUGUGAAAACAUUUGCAGCUGGAUUUGCUCAAUUUGUUGUGACGCUUUCAACUGUACAUUAUUUAUUUGAAUUUCAUGGAAUUGGUGAAAUUAUUAGCAUUCAGAUAGUGACUGCUGAUGAUGAAGUGGCAUACAAAGUUCCGAUCAAUAUGCAUGGACACAGGAUUUGUGGUGUUUGGUCUGAUGUUGAUUCUCGAUUGCUCGAUCUUCUUCUCGACAGUGCACUGUUUGUUAUUGUUCGAACUACACAAUUCUCUAAUGGAGAGCUAUUUGGUGACAUCUUUUACAAAGAAAACGAAUGGAUUGAUAGUUUUAUGUCAGUAAUGAAACCUCACUUUGUGCAAGGUGUCUCGAAUACAGUCGAUGGAAGAGGUGGAGGUGGACUGGGAAUGUUUAGACUGAAUCCGAGCCAACGAACAUUGGAAUUUGUUAUUACGUUUGAUGGAAUCAACGACAUUGAAGGUGCUUAUUUCUACACUAAAAUGAACAUCGAACAGCAACACAAGCAUCACAAUCACACACAACAUCUACACAAUUUCACAUCGACCUACAAGCCUAAGGCUCAAAUAUUUGUGGGGGCGUGGUCUCAUUUAAAUGACACAGAAUUGGAAUGGUUGGCCCGAGGGCAUCUUCAUAUGAGGAUUUAUGGACAGAGGGAAGAACUGAGAGGACAACUUGUGGUGGCCAGAACUUGUGGUGGAUUGUCAGCUGUUCUAUCUGGUCGUCAACCACCACUAAGACUUUCUACUGGUGCGGGUGCUAGCGGUCUGUUUGAGCUCUCUGAGGACGGUUCUCUCAGCUUUGAGAUCAAUUGGGUUGGGCUUGAGGGUCAAAUAACAAACAUUGCAUUCUAUGAGCUGUUACGUCAUGAGGACCACUCUCAAAGACUGGAACUGAUUUAUAACUUCACGGAUAGCAUCAAGAAUACAGACAUAAAGGUUAAUGGAGUUUGGAAUCAUCUUUCAGCAUCACAUCUGGCUUUGUUGACUGACGGUCAUCUUCAUAUUAUGAUCUGCACGGAACGCCACAAAGAUGGAGAGGUGACGGGUCAAGUGCAGCGUCUUCUCUUUAAUAGUCAUGAGAAAAUAAAGAAAGAUCUAUCUGUUACACUAACAGGCAGUCAAGUCGUUCCAUUUCAACACACAGGUGUAGCGGGACAGGUGUGGUUCUCUCUCGAUUGCUUCUGCUCUCUACACUAUCGCACUGCUGUACAAGGACUAUCAAGUAUCGACUACGUGACAAACGCCCAAAUCAGAGGUCCUGCCACCGAAGGCAGAAAUGGCCCUGUAGUUUACAGCAUACUUGAUUCAUUCAGCAGAAACUUGGGAGUUGGUUUAAUUAGAUAUCCAGAUACACACUUUUACAAUAUGAUUCGUCAGGGAUUUCUCUAUAUUGAAAUUGAGACAAAGCAGUCAAAGAUUCGCGGUCAACUCAAAUUGGGGACGAACUGUUCGAAGUCUUCGUAUGACAUAUUCCGGCCUAAGAAAGAAGAAGAUUUCAGAGACUGUGGACAGUUCAAGCACAGCGACAGAUGGCAUCCCAGCACACCAGGCAAAACAGAUUAUUGUAUUCACUGCAGCUGCCAGGAUGGACUUGUUCUAUGUAUUCCAUGGCAUUGUCAAAAUCUCACGUGUCUAGAUGUUGUUGUAUUAGAUGGUCAUUGCUGCCCAGUUUGUCUUGGUGACGAUGAAGACCUGUUUAAUAGCUCUUCAGGAUCUGGAAGUCCAAACAGUGGCUCUUACAGCGACAUUAUUGGUUCUGGUGGUUUUGGUGGUGGUGAUGGGUUUGUAGGUCUCGGUAGCUCGAGGUCUACAGAAUUGUCGCAAACUGGUUGUCCGACUGAUUUACACCAAGAAGGAUGCCAGUUUGGUGGUUAUCUUUACCCACACGGGUUGAAGUGGCAUCCUUACUUGUCUCAAUCAGGAGUAAUGAAAUGUGUUAUCUGUCAGUGCAUCCAGAAAGAAACUAGAGCAGAAGUUCAAUGCAACCCCAAACCAUGCCCAACACUAGAGUGUGCUGAACCAAUUUUUCUGGACGAGAAUGACUGCUGUCCAUCGUGCCCAGUUGUUGUUGAUGAUCCAACUACCCCAACUCCUGCCAUUAAAAGUUGCACUUUUGGUCAGCAAGAAUACAAUGAGGGUGCGACGUUCAUUCCCUACCAUCCACUAGUAGGACUAAUGGAGUGUGUACGCUGCAACUGCACUGAUGGUAAAGUAAGCUGUGCGUGGCCCUGUCCCAAACACUUCCAAUGCGACAACCCCAUCAAACGACCCGGCGACUGCUGCCAAUCCUGUCCAGAUGAAUUUCACGCAACAAGCGGUCCAGACAUCAGCCAAUAGACGAGAGAAAUAUUUGCCUUUACAUCACACUCAGUUCCGGCAUUCUCGGAACGAACAAAAUCAGGGAGGAGCAACAAAUUAACGUCAAUGACGAAAUCACUCACUACACCGUUUUAUAUACACACUAAAAUAGUUGCCCAAUAAAACACCAGUCUAAUAAUUUUU
Molecule: messenger RNA, 2977 nt
Organism: Corticium candelabrum
Lineage: Eukaryota; Metazoa; Porifera; Homoscleromorpha; Homosclerophorida; Plakinidae
Product: chordin-like
Exons: 24
Coding region: 5-2812 (935 amino acids)
Biological process (GO): multicellular organism development; dorsal/ventral pattern formation; negative regulation of BMP signaling pathway
Molecular function (GO): BMP binding
Source: RefSeq, a predicted model, not a curated record